AUGGAAUUUCAUGAAAAUAUUACAGAUUCUAAAAACGAACAUAUAUCAACAUGCAUUAAAAAUGAAGGAGAUUGUCUAAAAGAAUAUCAUGAAAUAGAAAUUAAAUCUGAAGUAAAGGAAUGCUACUUUGAAACCAGUAAUCCACAGUAUUUUUCAGAUGAUAUUAAAAUAGAAAACAAUAUGUUAGAAGAUGUAACUAAUGAAAUUAAGGUUGAAAUAAAAAAAGAAUUGGAGGACCAUGGCAUUGGCAUUGGAAUAAAACCAGAAGUUGCUUCGUUGUUAUGUGAUGCAACGGCUGGUGAGUUUUAUGAAGCUGUGGCCGAUAAAAAAAUAAUAUCUCAUAUUGUGGAAUAUACCAAUCUUUAUGCCACUGCAGCAACCUUUGGUGCCAAUUAA
Molecule: messenger RNA, 396 nt
Organism: Diabrotica balteata
Lineage: Eukaryota; Metazoa; Arthropoda; Insecta; Coleoptera; Chrysomelidae
Source: the annotation of a GenBank genome assembly